AUGGCUCCCAAGGAGAUGACUACAACUACCACCACCACGACUACAGGUUUAUCGAAAAUGUCUGGAGUUGAUCUUUCGGCAUCAGGAAUCGAUCCUUCGAACUCAACAGGCAGUUCUAAUGGGUCCAACAUUCAGGUGAGCGAUAUCAUUGAUUCUUCCGGACUUCCUCCAUCAGGUAGCAUUGGAUCAUCCACAAUGGAACGUGUAUCCAAAAUGGAUGCGCCACCUGAGGAGCAACCACCAAAUGUUGUUGAUCAGAAAAAAGGCAAGAAAAAAAAGAAAGAGGUACCACCAGAGUUAGUCAAAAAUGGUCAACGUACAACCAUGGUGAAGCAUUUGAGAAAUCCGUGGGCGCAUGGGGAAUUUUUAAUGAAAGACGAGACGAAUAAUAAGUAUAUUCUUCGCUUGGAGCCGGUCAAAAAGAAGAGACUACAAUUCUGGCAAGAAAUGUUAUUGGAUAUGGAGCAUCUGUUCAAGGGACCGAAAACGAUUCGAACUGUUCGAUGCCUUGACUACGGACAAAUGAAAUCUCUUGAAUGCAAUUACCUUCUCACAUCACCGUAUUCUCUGCAAAUCUACGAAGUUCUGAAAGUCGUCGGAAACUUCAGUGAGGAUUGUGCUUACAACGUUGGUCUUCAAUGUUUAGAUGUGGGAUUUCAAAGUUAUCUCAAAUCUGAAAUUCUGAUUUUCCAGGCUAUCCAAUACCUUCACCGAAACAUCAAGUCAUCGGCUUUCAACAUUGGAUAUGGAAAUGAGGAAACAAAAGUUAUGCUCACAGACUUUCGUCGCCCAAGAUCUCAUUUUGUACCUGGGGCCAGACCCAGAAAAGUCAGAGCUGCUCGUAAACAAGUUGCCUACGGUGGAUCAUGUCGAUUUGCAAGUAUUUCUGCAAUGAUAGAUCAAGAUGAAGGAAGAAAAGAUGAUUUGGAGUCUUGGAUCUACCUGUUUUACGAUUUGUUGGAUCCGGUCAAUGGAAAAGGAAAAGUUUCGAGAACACUCAUUACCCAGCACUUACAAAAACCGACUGAGUUUAAAAAACUCGUUGACAUGGUGCAUUCUCUGGAAUAUGAUAGUACUCCUGAUUACGACGCACUUAAGGUAAUCGUUGAAAGUGUGGGAAAAGCCAAAAAACUUGAUUUGAGUAAAUGCGACUGGGUCGGAAAGUUAACAAGUGAAGAAAUUAUUCAAAAUGCUCUUGAUCAAUCAAAGCUAAAGUCUAUUGGACAUAAGUUUUCGGGAGAUGAUGAUUUUGAAAACAAAAAUCUUGCUCUUCCAAUCAUGAAUUUAGGCGACGUGCUGAAAAGUGAAAAAUCCACUUGGACAGUUGUGAAACGUUUGGGAAGUGGAGGUUUUGGUGCAGUGUACGAAGUAUUCGAAAUGAAAGAUAGCAAAAAAAAGUACGCGAUGAAAACUGAAGCAACUAUCGGACCAAUCGAGCAUCUCCGUCUCAAAGUUGAAUAUCAGGUGAUGGAAGCGAUCACAAAAGCUAAAAAUAACGGGAAAAAGAAGCCCUCGUUGGGAUCCAGAAGGACUGCUUUCUAUAGUCAUUUUGUGGAUCUUGUGGACCGCGGACAGAGUAUUCAGCUGAGGUGCAAGUUCAUUGUGAUGAGUCUGGUUGGUCCAUCGUUGGAAGAUAUUCGAAAGAAAUAUUCGAUCAAACUUCAUGAGGGAAUUACUCCCUACCAAAUCGCUAUGCAAACUUUGGAUGCUAUUGAGGAUUUGCACAGUCUGGGAUAUAUUCAUCGAGACAUGAAACCUGCCAACUUUGCUGUUGGCUUCGGUCCGACGGAACCAACAGUCUUCAUGUUGGAUUUUGGGAUCGCGCGAAGUUUCCUGGACCCGAAAACCAAAAAGCACAAGGUAGAAGGGGACUGCCGAAAAAACGGACCAUCCACCUGGCUACCUCGAACAAAAGUCAGAUUUUUCGGAACUGCUUGGUAUGCAUCAAGAGAUGGCAUGAAAGGUAAAGAUCAGGGAAGGAAAGACGAUAUCGAAUGUUGGUAUUACACGCUUCGAAACAUUUUUGAUCCAGAAGAUGGAAUACCAUGGAAAGAAUACAGAAAAGACGCCAAAAAGAUGCUUGCAGCGAAGCAGAGGAUAUUCGAUACAAAACAUUUAACAAAUGAAAAAUUUCAUUUCUUCGAAGGUUUCAAUCUGAUUCUUGUUCACAUCGAUGAAAUGUACUUCUCCGCGUGUCCAGACUAUGAACACAUUCGAUCUGUGAUUCGAGCUGUUCUUGAACGGAAAGGUCUUCAAUUUGAAGAUUUGUACAAAGACGGAGUAUGGGUUGGAAAGCUGAAUGCAAACAGAUUGAAGGCAGUCAGCAACAACAUUGAAAACUUCUCAGGCCUUGGAUCAGAUGAACCGGACAGUGCGGCUGUAUACUGA
Messenger RNA from Caenorhabditis briggsae, 2388 nucleotides. The record is from RefSeq and is a predicted model, not a curated record. The transcript has 12 exons. Bases 1 to 2388 code for a protein of 795 amino acids. Gene Ontology annotation, biological process: signal transduction; peptidyl-serine phosphorylation. Gene Ontology annotation, molecular function: ATP binding; protein serine/threonine kinase activity. Gene Ontology annotation, cellular component: cytoplasm; nucleus. NCBI's taxonomy places the organism in Eukaryota, Metazoa, Nematoda, Chromadorea, Rhabditida, Rhabditidae.